Molecule: messenger RNA, 1321 nt
Organism: Alnus glutinosa
Lineage: Eukaryota; Viridiplantae; Streptophyta; Magnoliopsida; Fagales; Betulaceae
Product: probable pectinesterase 68
Exons: 5
Coding region: 83-1189 (368 amino acids)
Biological process (GO): cell wall modification
Molecular function (GO): pectinesterase activity
Source: RefSeq, a predicted model, not a curated record
CAUAUAUAUUCAACCCAAGAAAUCCAACACUAAAACAUUCUCCAUCAUUCUAUUAAUUCUCUGAGCAUUUAACGCUGUUGUAAUGGCUUCAUUCAAUUCUUUCCUCAUCUCAUUCUUCUUCUUCUCUUUCAGUUUAUUAUUACUUCAAAAGCCUUUACUUGUUACCAGCUUUCACUACCGAAGCCGCCUCCUCAAUUUAAUCAACAGCACAGCUUCCACCAACUUAACCAACUACCACCACCACCACAAAUGGGUUGGACCCAUCGGCCACCGCGUCAUCUCUGUCAAUGUUAAUGGCUCCGCCGAUUUCCGGUCCGUUCAAGCUGCCGUAGAUUCUGUCCCAGUAAACAACACAGAGAACGUUGUCAUUCAAAUAAGCGCAGGAUAUUACAUAGAGAAGGUAGUGGUGCCCGUGACGAAGCCGUACAUAACAUUUCAGGGCGCGGGGAGGGACGUGACGGUGAUUGAAUGGCAUGACCGGGCCAGAGACCGCGGCUCCAAUGGGCAACAGCUGCGUACUUACAGAACAGCUUCUGUCGCUGUUUUUGCCAAUUAUUUCUCAGCCAGAAACAUCAGCUUCAAGAAUACAGCGCCUGCACCAUUGCCGGGCAUGCAGGGAUGGCAAGCGGCGGCGUUCCGGAUAUCGGGAGAUAAGGCGUACUUCUCCGGUUGUGGAUUCUACGGCGCACAGGACACUCUUUGCGACGAUGCAGGACGGCAUUACUUCAAGGAGUGUUACGUUGAGGGCUCCAUUGACUUCAUUUUUGGGAAUGGCCGCUCCAUGUACAAGGACUGUGAGCUACACUCAAUAGCCACAGGGUUCGGCUCCAUCGCCGCGCAGUACAGGAACACGCCGGAGGAGAAGACGGGGUUCGCAUUUGUCCGGUGCAGGGUGACGGGUAAGGGACCACUGUACGUGGGUCGAGCCAUGGGGCGGUACGCCAGGAUUGUCUACUCCUUCACGUACUUGGAGGAUGUUGUUGCACAUGGUGGCUGGGAUGCAGGAGAUCACCCCACCAACAACGUCAACAAGACUGUGCUUUUGGGAGCAUACAAGUGCCGAGGUCCGGGAGCUGACGUACUAAAAGGGGUUUCAUGGGCCCCAGAGCUCGAUUACAACUCGGCCCAUCCAUUCCUCGUUAAAAGUUUCGUCAAUGGGAGGCACUGGAUCGCACUCUCUGACAGUUAGCAUCACUGAAUCAAUUAAUUACUUUAACAACCAAUUUUAUUUUUUUAAAAAUUAUUUUAUUUUUUUUUUAUUUUUUUUUUACUUGGAAAUCCAUUUAUUCCUUCAAAUAAUGUUUGCAUAAAUGUACUUAUC